AAGACUGCAAAUAUGCCGACUUCCCAACACACAAUCAAUAUCUGCGUAAAGUCCAAGAACCUUAGCUCCAUGCAUACCCAUCCCUCUCACAGGGCUGCCUACUUUCUUGAUCAAACCACCCAUUUCUAUGUUUAAUGCCUUCAUAACCAAAACUACUGAUCCAUGAAGUUCUUACUCACCAUGACCCUUGCACACUUGCAUUUUAUUUAGUAUCUCUUUCUCUCUCUCUCCCUCUUUCUCUCUUGUUCAUCCAAGGCAGAUAUGGCUUGGAAAGAGCAGAGCUUAUUAGCUGUUCUUCUCAUGUUGUGCUUUUCAUUUGGUUUCGUUAUGUGCCAAAACCAGGAUUUAUCUGUCCUUUUAGAGGUCAAGAAAUCAUUUGUGGAAGACCCAGAAAAUGUUUUGCGUCAUUGGAAUGAAAGCAAUCCAAAUUUCUGCAAAUGGAGAGGAAUCACUUGCGGAUUGAGCUCGGUUGAUGACUCAGUGCGAGUGUUGAGUCUAAACUUAUCUGACUCGUCACUAUCUGGUUUAAUAUCACCUUCUCUAGGUCGUCUACAAAACCUACUCCACCUUGAUCUUUCUUCCAACAGCCUCACGGGUCCCAUCCCAACUGCCCUUUCAAACCUUUCUUCAUUGGAAUCUCUGCUUUUAUUCUCUAACCAACUCACUGGUUCCAUUCCAACUCAGCUCGGUUCCCUCACAAGUCUCCGCGUCAUGAGAAGCGGUGACAAUGAACUCAGUGGGCCUAUUCCUGCCUCCUUUGGUAAUCUUGCAAACUUGGUCACUCUUGGUUUGGCCUCAUGCAGUCUCACGGGCCCAAUACCUCCCCAACUCGGACAACUCUCCCAGCUUGAGAACUUGAUUUUGCAACAGAACCAACUGGAUGGACCAAUUCCUGCGGAGCUAGGGAAUUGUUCAAGCCUCACUGUCUUCACCGCUGCUCUCAACAAUCUAAGUGGAUCAAUCCCAGUAGAAUUGUAUCGUUUAGAAAAUCUCCAAAUCUUAAACCUGGCCAACAAUAGUUUCUUUGGGGAGAUACCCAAUCAACUCGGUGAACUGAGUCAACUCGUCUAUCUGAAUUUGUUGGGGAACCACCUUGAAGGUCCAAUCCCAAAGUCGCUAACCAAACUGGGUAAUCUUCAGAAUCUUGAUUUAUCGAUGAACAAGCUUACUGGAGGCGUUCCAGAGUUGGGCAACAUGGGUCAGCUUGUUUACUUGGUUUUAUCAAACAACGAUCUCUCUGGUGUCAUACCCAGAAGCAUAUGUUCAAAUGCUACCAAUUUGGAGAGCUUGAUUCUAGCAGAGAAUCAACUUUCUGGCCCAAUUCCAAAGGAUUUAAGCCAGUGCCACUCACUGCAACAGCUUGACUUGUCGAACAACACACUUAAUGGAUCAAUACCUACGGAAAUUUUUGAUCUGGCUGAACUGAAUUAUCUCUAUCUCCACAACAACAGUUUGGGGGGUUCCAUAUCUCCCUUCAUAGCAAACCUCAGUAACCUCAAGGAGCUUGCACUGUAUCACAACAAUUUUCAAGGUAACCUUCCUAAAGAGAUUGGCAUGCUUGGGAAUCUUCAAGUAUUAUAUCUAUAUGACAAUCAGCUAUCUGGAGAGAUUCCUAUGGAGAUUGGAAAUUGUUCAAGCUUGCAAAUGGUUGAUUUCUUUGGAAAUCAUUUCAGUGGGGAGAUUCCUAUUACACUUGGGAGGAUGAAGGGACUGAAUCUGCUUCACUUGAGGCAAAAUGAGCUUGUAGGUGAAAUUCCCUCCAGUUUGGGUAACUGUCAUCAACUAACAAUUCUAGACCUGGCAGAUAAUCAUCUUUCUCGUGGCAUUCCAGCAACUUUUGGAUUCCUGCAGGCUCUGGAACAGUUAAUGCUUUAUAACAAUUCCCUGGAAGGUAAUAUUCCUGAUUCGCUUACCAAUUUAAGAAACCUGACAAGAGUAAAUCUUUCCAAAAACAAAUUGAAUGGUAGCAUUGCUGCAUUGUGUAGCUCAAGUUCUUUUCUCUCUUUCGAUGUCACGGGAAACGCAUUUGAACAUGAAAUUCCUCCCCAGUUGGGGAAUUCACCUUCUCUUGAAAGGCUAAGAUUGGGGAACAACCAAUUUACUGGGAAAAUCCCAUGGACGCUGGGCAAGAUUCGCCAGUUAUCAUUGUUGGACCUCUCAGGGAAUAUGCUCACAGGUUCAACACCAGUUCAGCUUAUGCUUUGCAACAAAUUGACCCAUAUUGAUCUGAACAACAACCUACUAUCUGGGCCUAUACCAUCGUGGCUUGGCAUGUUACCACAAUUAGGGGAGCUAAAGCUCUCCUCCAACCAGUUUACUGGGUCCCUUCCUCCAGAGCUAUUCAAUUGUUCUAAAUUAUUGGUCCUUUCUCUUGAUGGCAAUUCACUGAAUGGAACUCUUCCUGUUGAGAUUGGUAGAUUGGAAUCCCUUGAAGUUCUCAACCUUAACGACAACCAAUUAUCAGGCCCAAUCCCCCAGGCCGUUGGUAGGUUAAGUAAGUUGUAUGAACUUCGCUUGUCACGUAACAGCUUCAGCGGCGAAAUACCUGUUGAGCUUGGCCAGCUCCAGAAUCUUCAAAGCAUGUUGGACCUUAGCUAUAAUAAUUUCAGUGGUCAAAUCCCACCUUCUAUUGGAACAUUGUCCAAACUUGAAGCUCUUGAUCUGUCCCACAACCAACUUGUGGGAGAAGUCCCUCCCCAGGUUGGGCAGAUGAGCAGCCUAGGCAGGCUUAAUCUCUCCUUCAACAACCUUCAAGGGACAUUAGGCAAGCAAUUCUCACACUGGCCUGCUGAAGCAUUCGAAGGAAACCUGCAACUUUGCAGAAGCCCUCUUAAUCACUGCAAUGGUUUUGAUUCUGGCAAUCAACGGUCUGGGCUAAGUGAAUCAACGGUGGUGGUAAUCUCAGCAAUUACAACCUUAGCUGCAAUUGCUCUAUUGGUACUUGGACUUGGUCUCUUCUUCAAACAGAAGCGAGAAUCUUUGAGAAGAGGAAGUGAACUGAACUGCAUUUACUCUUCCACUUCUUCCAAAGCACAGCGCAGACCACUAUUCCAGCAUGGCAUUGCGAAGAGAGAUUUCAGAUGGGAAGACAUUAUGGAAGCUACUAAUAAUUUGAGCGACGAGUUCAUCAUCGGUUCAGGAGGGUCUGGGACAAUCUACAAAGCUGAAUUGCCCACUGGAGAAACAGUAGCAGUUAAGAGGAUUCUGUGUAAAGAUGAUUUUUUGCUUAACAAAAGCUUCAUGAGAGAAGUAACGACACUUGGGAGUAUCAAGCACAGGCAUUUGGUGAAGUUACUGGGAUACUGUACUAACAAAGGAGCUGGUUCUAAUCUUUUGAUAUACGAGUAUAUGGAGAAUGGAAGUGUGUGGGAUUGGUUACAUCGACAAUCACCAGUUAAUAUCAAGAAGAAGAAAAGCCUGGACUGGGAGGCAAGGUUGAAGAUAGCCGUUGGAUUAACUGAGGGAGUGGAGUACCUCCACCAUGACUGUGUGCCAAAGCUCGUCCAUAGAGACAUCAAAUCAGGCAAUGUGCUGCUGGAUUCCAAUAUGGAGGCACAUCUGGGGGAUUUUGGACUGGCAAAGGCACUAGUGGAGGAUUCUGGCUCCAACUCAGAAGCAAAUUAUUCAUGGUUUGCUGGGUCUUAUGGCUACAUUGCCCCAGAGUAUGCGUACUCAUUUGAAGUGACAGAGAAGAGCGACGUUUAUAGCAUGGGUAUCGUGCUGAUGGAACUCAUUAGUGGAAAAAUGCCAACUGAUGCAACGUUCGGCGUUGACAUGGACAUGGUGAGAUGGGUAGAGAAACAUAUCGAAAUGCAAGGAUCUGCUCGCGAAGAGUUGAUAGAUCCUGAACUGAAACCACUGUUACCAGGUGAAGAAUGUGCAGCAUAUCAAGUGCUUGAAAUUGCACUACAGUGCACUAAAAGCAGCCCACAAGAGAGGCCCUCUUCUCGGCAUGCCUGUGCUCUCCUUCUGCAUUUGUUCCGCAACAGGUUGGUGGAUUUUGAAAAGGUGAACGCAGAUCCUGACGCAUAGUCAAUGACAAUUAUUUCAAGGACUGAAGUUAAAACAGCAAUAAAAGUGUAGCAUCACUUUUUAUUAGUUUUGUCAAUCUCAUGCUAACUUCAUAUUCCUAUUUUGAUUUUUAUAACAUUAUUUAGCUUGCCACUUACA
Hevea brasiliensis (rubber tree) is the source of this 4170-nucleotide messenger RNA. RefSeq names its product LRR receptor-like serine/threonine-protein kinase GSO1. Bases 262 to 4032 code for a protein of 1256 amino acids. Gene Ontology annotation, molecular function: ATP binding; protein kinase activity; protein binding. Gene Ontology annotation, cellular component: plasma membrane. NCBI's taxonomy places the organism in Eukaryota, Viridiplantae, Streptophyta, Magnoliopsida, Malpighiales, Euphorbiaceae. The transcript has 2 exons. The record is from RefSeq and is a predicted model, not a curated record. Gene Ontology annotation, biological process: hormone-mediated signaling pathway; protein phosphorylation.